ACCAAAGACCAAAUUAGCGCGCGAGAAGCGGAGGGAGGGAGGGGGAGAGAGAGAGAGAAAGAGAGAGAUGUCAACUCUGAUCGACGUCGCGGAAGGAGCAGCAGACUCCGAGCACCAACAGCGAACGCCUCUUCUCCACCAUCCCUCCUCGCCUUCCCCUCCGCAGCGAGAGCCUCGCGAUGAAGCCGAGCCGGAGAUCACGCCAUCGACGUCGCCCGGCGACGGGCGUGACACUCGAUCCGUGUCUUCCGAUCAGCGGCUCGCUUCUCUCGACGUCUUCCGCGGCCUCACCGUCGCCUUGAUGAUAUUAGUUGAUGAUGCUGGAGGGGCUUUCCCAGCUAUCAAUCACUCACCUUGGUUUGGUGUAACACUUGCAGAUUUCGUGAUGCCAUUCUUCCUCUUUGGAGUGGGCGUCUCCGUUGGUCUAGUUUUUAAGAAAAUAUCUAGCAAAUCACUGGCCACAAGGAAAGUCGUAACAAGAACUGUUAAGCUCUUUCUUUUGGGUUUGUUACUGCAAGGCGGCUACUUCCAUGGGCGCAAUCAGUUGACAUAUGGAGUUGAUGUGGGCAAGAUUCGUUGGCUAGGGGUGUUACAGAGGAUAUCAAUUGGAUACUUCUUGGCUUCGAUCUCAGAGAUUUGGCUUGUUAGAAACAUCUCCGUCGACUCGACACUGGCCUUUGUGAGGAAAUACUAUAUUCAGUGGAUAAUGGCUAUUUUGUUAUGUGCACUUUACUUGUGCAUGGUUUAUGGGCUUUACGUUCCAGAUUGGGAGUAUCAAGCCGUCAGAAUGAGCUUCUCUAGCAAUCAAUCCCUGCAAAAUGUUUACUGCAAAACUAGGGGCAGUCUCGAACCUCCAUGCAAUUCUGUGGGUUUUGUCGAUCGAUAUCUUCUUGGAGAGAGUCAUCUUUACCAGCAUCCUGUCUACAGAAGAUCGAAGGAAUGUAGUGUCAAUUCUCCCGACUAUGGGCCCCUACCACCAAAUUCACCUGGUUGGUGCCUUGCUCCAUUUGACCCAGAGGGUGUUUUAAGCUCUUUGAUGGCUGCUGUUACAUGUUUCGUGGGUUUGCAGUAUGGACACAUUCUUGUUCAUGUCAAGAGCCGUGGGCAGAGGAUACUUUUCUGGUCCAUGUUUUCCUUACCGCUACUGAUGUCAGGAUAUGUUUUGGAGCUCCUAGGUAUUCCUCUUUGUAAACCGCUAUAUACAGUUAGCUAUAUGUGCAUCACAGCUGGAGUAUCUGGCUUGCUGUUAACAUUGGUGUUUUACCUGGUUGAUGUGAAGCACUGGAGAAUGCCGACGGUCUUUCUUCAGUGGAUGGGAAUGAAUGCUCUCAUCAUUUAUGCUUUGGGAGCUUGUGAGCUUUUCCCUGCAGCCAUGCAAGGUUUCUAUUGGCGCUCCCCUGAAAACAACUUGGUUGAUUCCACUGAGAGAUUACUGCAGGCUGCAUUUCAUUCAAAGAAGUGGGGUACUUUGGUGUUUGUAAUGCUUGAGAUGCUGUUUUGGGGUUGUGUUGCUGGUUUCCUCCAUAUGAAACGCUUAUAUGUCAGACUGUAGUGUAAACAAUGCUCGAGUAUAACUUUGUCAUUGAGGAAGGUUUUGUUGUGCA
This is a messenger RNA of Rhodamnia argentea, 1604 nucleotides long. RefSeq names its product heparan-alpha-glucosaminide N-acetyltransferase-like. The transcript is spliced from 13 exons. The record is from RefSeq and is a predicted model, not a curated record. NCBI's taxonomy places the organism in Eukaryota, Viridiplantae, Streptophyta, Magnoliopsida, Myrtales, Myrtaceae. Bases 68 to 1552 code for a protein of 494 amino acids.